UAGAACUACUUUCACUUGCAUAUAUAUUGCACUUACUGCUUUUGAGGUGGGUGGGACCUUCACUGUUAUAACUGAACGAUUAUACUCGCACUGAGUUGUAGCUGCAUUGCCAAUGAUGAGUUGCUUGCUGUGGAAAUCAGUUAUUGUCCUGAGCCUGGUUUGGGCUGUUGGAGGACAAUUGAGUGGAGAUGUGAGGCUGAUAGAUUCAUUGGGUUCAACAGAGGGUAGAGCUGGUAGACUUGAGGUCUUCUACAGUGGACAAUGGGGGACAGUGUGUCAGGACAGCUUCACUCCUAAUGAUGCAGUGGUGGCUUGUCGACAGUUGGGGUACACAGGUUACAGACUUUAUGGAAUUGUACGGACUGAUAGUGUCCUAGCAGUGCCAGUAUCCACUCCAAUAUGGUUGGACGACCUUCACUGCUCUGGAUCUGAAAGGAGACUAAUUGACUGUCCACAAAAUUCUAUUGGAUCUCAUAAUUGUGACCAUUCUGACGAUGUGGGAUUGUAUUGUGCAAUAAAUGGAGAUGUGAGACUAGUGACCACUACUGGAAGUAGUUUGUCUCCUUCUGGUCGACUGGAGUUGUUUUAUGAUGAUCAAUGGGGGACAGUGUGUGACGACAAUUUCGAUCCAAACGAUGCAAGAGUGGCUUGUCGUCAGCUGGGGUACGAUGAUUAUACUAACUAUGGACGAGUAGGAACAUUAGGUUUCUCCCGAGCAUCAUCAUUCACUCGGACAUGGCUGGACGAGCUUGAUUGUCGAGGAACUGAGAGCAGACUCAUUGAUUGUCCUGCUAACUCUAUUGGAUAUGAAGAUUGCACCCACACACAAGAUGUGGCCUUGAUCUGUACUGCAAAUGAAGGAGACCUGAGGUUGGUAAGCAGCUUAGGUCGAACAGGAGUCUCCUCUGGUAGACUGGAGUUCUAUUACAAUGGACAAUGGGGAACAGUGUGUAAUGACAGAUUCGACUCAAAUGAUGCAAUGGUGGCUUGUCGUCAGUUGGGCUACGAAGGCUACAGUAACUAUGGACGAGUAGGAACAUUAGGGAGCCAGACAUCAUCAAGCACUCCAACAUGGCUGGACGAGCUUCGUUGUGAGGGAACUGAGAACAGACUCAUUGAGUGUCCUGCUAACCGUAUCGGAGUUGAAGAUUGCACCCACACACAAGACGUGGCCUUGAUAUGUACUGCAAAUGGAGACCUGAGGUUGGUAGGCAGCUUAGGCAGAACAGGAGGCUCCUCUGGCAGAUUGGAGUUCUAUUACAAUGGAACAUGGGGGACAGUGUGUGACGACAGCUUCGGCUCAUACGAUGCAAGAGUGGCUUGUCGUCAGCUGGGGUACACAGGUUACACUACUCAGUAUGGACGAGUAAGAACAUUAGGUUUCUCCCAAGCAUCAUCAAGUACUCGGACAUGGCUGGACAAUCUUCGCUGCUCAGGAACUGAGAGCAGACUGAUUGAUUGUCCUGCUAACGCUAUCGGAGUUGAAGAUUGCACCCACACACAAGAUGUGGCCUUGAUCUGUACUACAAGAAACGGGUUCACUACAACAUCUGGUGGUGGAGAUAAUGGUGGGUCAAACGUCAUUGCUUAUUCCGGUGGAAGCGCUGGCUCUGGUACAUUCGGCUGUAUAGUCAUAUGCUGUUGUAUAUGCUGCUACCUCUACAUCAAGAAGUCCAAUUCCUCCCCCCCAUCCAGACAAAACAGUCCUCCUCUAUCGACACGGAAAUCAGUGAAGAUGAUUGUUUUCGCCAUAAAAGGAGAUAGUCCCCCCCCAUACACAAGUUGAUAACUUGACUAUACUAUUCAAGUAUAUAGUGUAUAGUGUAUAUUGUAGUUCCCCUAUAGAAAUGUUGUCACAGAACGAUGAACAAUUAUAUUUUUGUUAUAGUAGAUCUAUAAUGAUAAUAAUCCGACUAAAAAAAUAUGUGAAAUGUUGCUAUAGGAUUGGCAUAAUAUAUAUAAAUAUUAUAGUUUGUUGGCUCGAA
Messenger RNA from Halichondria panicea, 1985 nucleotides. Its product is annotated as soluble scavenger receptor cysteine-rich domain-containing protein SSC5D-like. The record is from RefSeq and is a predicted model, not a curated record. The transcript is spliced from 10 exons. Gene Ontology annotation, cellular component: membrane. NCBI's taxonomy places the organism in Eukaryota, Metazoa, Porifera, Demospongiae, Suberitida, Halichondriidae. The coding region runs from base 113 to 1786 and encodes 557 amino acids.